AUGAUGAUGAAAACACGCAAGUGGUCAAAGAUGUGGUUCUUUGGCCUAAUCGCUUCAUUCUUUAUAUGUAACUUGAUUUUCUGGCGCUAUCGUCCACGUGGCGGUUGUGAUCAGAGUGGCAAUUGUACUUUUUUCGGCAAGAAAUUUGGUAGCGCUCCACAAGCAAAACCAUCCACUCCACCUGCACCACCCCCACCAGCUGAAGCCAAGCUCAACCCUGUACUUGUACAAGAAAUUCAACCCAUCAAGCGCCCCAAUACCUUCAUCCCAGCGGGUAGACCAGCAGAGGCACAAGAUUUAGAACUGAUAGCACCAACCUCGGACGAUAUUACAAUCCGCCUUAAAAAGGAUGCAGCACUAGGCUAUGCAUCGCGCACUGAACCAUGGCAAUUUGGACUUAUCAACACCAAACCGGACGUGUUCGUUGCUUCUGAAGGCCAUUUUGGUUUCGUAAACCAACAUUAUGAGCGUGAAUUCCGCAUUUAUUCAUUGAUGAAAUGGAUCUUGCGCGUUUACAGACGCGAUCCACAACGUACACAACCUUUGCUUAUGGUGGAUGCUGGUUCCAAUCAUGGUCUUUUCUCCAUGGUGGCUGCAGCAAGUGGUGCACGUGUCAUUGCAUUUGAACCACAAAUCAACUUGCGUAGUGUCAUUGCUUUUGGUGGUCGUUUAAACCAAGUCUCUGAUCGAAUCCGUGUUCUUCCAUUUGGCGUAUUGGAUCAAUUCCGCAAGAUAGCCAUGGCCAAGUAUGAAGUUAAGGAUGGUGGUAUUGGUCAUUUGGAUCUUGCUGGCGGAGCAAAUUCCACCAUGCUUACCCAAACCAUCCGCUUGGAUAAUCUACCCCGAUACGACAUGCUUUUUGGUGGCGAUAAGAACCAUAGUGAGAAAUCACUCAUCAACCAACCUGAAGAGAUCGAUCCUUCCUACGCCGCUGCAUUACGUUCACUCAACACACUCGGCGUGCGUUCAAGCAUGGAUGAAGCAUUGACCUUGAAAAAUCCCAUCCAUUUUCUCAAGAUUGAUGUGGAAGGAUUUGAAUUGAAUGCAUUGGACUCGGCUACACGCUUAUUUGAAGCAGGGCUUGUGGAACAUGCCGUCCUGGAAUUCGGACCUCCUAGUCGUUGGGAUGUCACUGUACCCAAAGAAGAGCAAUUGAAUACCACUGAAAUACGCAGGCGUACCGUCGACCACGCCAAAAAGGUGCUUCACAGAGUGACCAAGGAAUGGGAUAUGGAUAUUUAUCUCUUGCCAGCUAUCGGAUGGCAAUCAACAGUGAAGUACAUGUUGCUACGCAACGUCACUUUUAGCAACAUGCCAACCGGUAAUCAAGUCGUUCACAAGCUCAAGGCAUGGGACUUUGAUCAUCAACCUUUUGAACAAGAUGAAUUUGAGCGAGAAUUGGAAUCCAUGAAGCAGUUGGUUACCGAAGUCAUUCCCUUGCCUGAUCAUUUAAUCGAUGACUACAUGGAGCGUAUGCAGUCCAUUGGUGAAAUGUAUUUGUGGUUCGCUAAGCGUACCGGCCAUUCAGCAGUGACAGCUAAGCUAGAAAUCUAA
Molecule: messenger RNA, 1554 nt
Organism: Lichtheimia ornata
Lineage: Eukaryota; Fungi; Mucoromycota; Mucoromycetes; Mucorales; Lichtheimiaceae
Exons: 6
Coding region: 1-1554 (517 amino acids)
Source: RefSeq, a predicted model, not a curated record